AUGGGGAAAGAUUAUGCUAAUAAUCAAGAAAAUUUCCAGCUUUUGGGAGCAGAAUACACUUCAGCAGUUAGAAGCAACAGCUGGAUAAUUUCCCCGUCGGAUUGCCGGAAAAAGUUCCAACGUCCGGAAGAUCAACUAAGAGAGAUCGAAGUUCUCAUAAUCUCAGCUCAAGACCUCAAGAACGUGAAGCACUUGACCAAAAUGAAAGCAUACGCGGUUGUCUAUGUGGAGAAAGACCACGUGGCGAAAACCCACCUGGACGAGCAUGGAGGGACCAACCCCACAUGGAACGAAGUGAUGAAGGUGAAGUUCCACGCAAAGCUGCCUGAGAACGAUGUGUUGGCGGCUCUGAACGUUGACAUAUACGCGCAUGGUCACGUGAGGGAGAAGCCUGUAGGGAGUGCAAGAGUUUUGCUUUGCGAUGUCUUGAAAGGAGGGGAUAAUUCGGAGCCAGUUGAUAACCCCAUCCAGUGCUUGACGGUGCAGGUCUGGAGGAGUUCGGGUAGGCCUCAGGGGUUGCUUAACUUAUGGGUUCCGCCGACAGGGAGGUUCUUGAUGAGGAGGGAGUCCUUGUCGCUUAGCAUGAAGGAGGUGGAGGAGGAAGAGAUGGUUGAAAGAAAGAUGGAACUGGCGCUUGGGACCGGGGCGGCGGAAACGAGGGUGAGUAGUGGCAGUGACGGUGGUUGA
Messenger RNA from Durio zibethinus, 687 nucleotides. The record is from RefSeq and is a predicted model, not a curated record. NCBI's taxonomy places the organism in Eukaryota, Viridiplantae, Streptophyta, Magnoliopsida, Malvales, Malvaceae.